Molecule: messenger RNA, 1423 nt
Organism: Bombus pascuorum
Lineage: Eukaryota; Metazoa; Arthropoda; Insecta; Hymenoptera; Apidae
Exons: 4
Coding region: 597-1331 (244 amino acids)
Source: RefSeq, a predicted model, not a curated record
AAUGUUUUACAUAUUUCCAAUUGUAUAUGUGUGUACAGUAUGGAAUUUUGCAAAAAAGUAUAAAUAAAUAUCAAAUACACGAAUUAUUGGGAAAAAUAUUAUUAGUUUAUUUAGCUAUUAGGAUAAAAUUCAUUGCAAUUAUGAACAGAUAAUAAUGACGCAUACCACAUUCUUUUAGAAAUUUUUUUAGAUAUGAUAUUUUACUGUACGAACGAAAGAAUACGUAAAAUAAAAAAAUUAUUUCCAUUCCUGAUUUGUAUAUGUACAUAUUGAGCUAUAUAUACAGUAUCAUCUUUGCAAAUGAAAACCGUAAAAUAAAUAAAACCGUAGCUUUAAAAUAGGUAGGUGGUAGGAUACAUAUAUUUGAAUUAAAAAAAGUAGAAGUGACUAUGAAAUCCUUUAUUUCCGGUCCAAGUUGUAUCAUGCAAUCAUAUGUACCACGUGAUACACUAUUUAAAACCAACUAAAAUUCUAAAGCUAUGGUUUCGCUCAUUUGGAAAAAAAUCUUGUAUAUAAAUAUACAAAUAUAACAAAAAAAAAUAUUUAAUAUUUCUAUUAUUACUUACGAGUUAUGUUAAAUAGAAUAUACAUUAAUAAUGGAAAGACACGAAAUGAAUAUGAAUUCAAAUAAUUCUGGAUCCAUCAUGCAAACUUUAAAUAACAGUACGACACAUAAUAAUACUGUUAUGAUUAAAAAAGAAAAUCAUACAAUGGACUUGAAAAGGCUUGGCGCAAGAAUCAUAUGUUCUGAUAACAUUACUAGACAAAACUUAAAUAAGAAGCCAAGUGCUUCAACUACUAUUGUGGAUGAUGAUGAUCAAUUUUUUAACAAAAUAAAGUUAAAAAUUGACAAGAAUCUACUAUUACAUUGUAAGGAAAAUUAUAAACCAGGUAUAAAUUAUCAAAGUAUGAAUUUAUUGGAGAGAAAGAGGCCUAUAAUUGAUAUAGAGACACAGAAUGUGAUUAAAAGAUUUAAAAAGGAUACAAAUUAUAUAAAUUCUCUGCAAUCAUCAAAUAAUUCAAAUAUUGUACUAUUUAAUCAUAUUGACAAUUUUAUGAAAGAAAAAUAUAAUAUAUCAACAAAUGUUAAUAAGAAAGAUAUCAUUGAGCGUAAAAAUAUGUUUUCUCCGAAAUUUCUAAAUACAAAUUUCAGAAUUCCUGCUAGUAAAUACAUAUUUCAAGUAACUUCAAAAUUGCAGACAAAUGUGUUACCGCUACCUACAGAUGAAACAACUAUUCUUCGUGAGGAAUAUGAAGAAUCUUUAUUUUAUGGAAUGAUGUAUCUCACUCCUCCAGAUAGUAAUUCAAUCGAGGCAAAUAUAGAUUCGUAAACUUAUUAUUAUAUUACAUACAAUAUUAAAAUAUCUAAAAGAAACAUCAUAAUAAUUAUCAUAAUAUCUAAAAUAAACUGUGUCAAAUUAAA